Moneuplotes crassus is the source of this 576-nucleotide messenger RNA. The record is from the annotation of a GenBank genome assembly. Lineage: Eukaryota; Ciliophora; Spirotrichea; Euplotida; Euplotidae.
GAGCUUUAAAAUAUAUAUCAAUAUGGCAAUGAAUCAAUAUUUUGGGAACGAUGAGAACUUAGCUGAUGAUUUACUCAGCGAAGGAACCUCUACAAGUGAAGUUAAAGUGAAUGAAAGGAUGAAUGAGAACAUGGAAAUGUCUCCAUUCAAUAAAUCAAAGCAUAAGAAGAGUGCUGACUGUGGAUUAUUACCCCAGAUGUCCAUGUCUUUGGAUACUAAAAUCCUUUCUAAUAAACAACCUAAGGCAGCCAAAAGUGUCAAUAAGAACAUGCUCUGUUCUUUUCAACCUGAAAGAAGGCAGCAAAGCCUUAAAGUGCAUAAAGAUUGGACUUAUCAAGACUCUAAUGUGAAAGAAUGUAAAAAGGUUUCCAUAAAAGAUGAAAUAAGUGAUCUACUAAAGAAAUCAGCAAUGCUCAGAGAAAAGAGGAAAUUUAAAGCAAAUAAAAAACUGAAAGUCAUUGAUAUUCCUCUUGAAGAAUUUGAAAUCUUCAGCAACGAAGCUAAAGAAGAAGGGCUCUUUACCUUCGGAGAUUAACCUGUUCGGUUUCCUUAAUAAUUUUAAUAAUAUUUUUGCUA